Messenger RNA from Papaver somniferum (opium poppy), 1593 nucleotides. Its product is annotated as putative cyclin-dependent serine/threonine-protein kinase DDB_G0272797/DDB_G0274007. NCBI's taxonomy places the organism in Eukaryota, Viridiplantae, Streptophyta, Magnoliopsida, Ranunculales, Papaveraceae. The coding region runs from base 843 to 1385 and encodes 180 amino acids. The transcript has 2 exons. The record is from RefSeq and is a predicted model, not a curated record.
CCCACCCCUCUCUGUCUCUAUUUUCCGAUUCAAACCCAAACCCUAAUUCACCUUCAAAUGCACAAUGUUGUCUAAACAAAUCCAACCACCCAUUAUUAUGGAUUCUUCUAAUUUUACCCAUUUCAAACCAGAAAUCGAAAAAGAUAAAAUCAUGGGUUUUACUCCUUCACAAAACUUCGUCCACCAAAGCCGUGCAAUGUCUGGAAUUGAUCAAGAAGAAGAAAAGAAGAAAGAAAUGGUCAUUUCUGAGGUUUUUCAUGCUAAUUCUGCCGGCACUUGUAACAAUGAAUCUUCUUCUGUAUUAAUGGUGGAUAUGAAGAAGAAAGAAGAUCCUGAUGAACCCAUUUCUUGGUUACAAAACGUUGUCAAGAAGAAUCAAGAACCAGUGGGCAAAGGUAGUGCUCAAUUGUAUGAUUCAUUCACUGCUGAACAAAUGAAAGAAACCCAAGAAGAGGAUUCAGCAAAAGAGGAGGUACGUCAAGUCCAUUCUUUACCCCCAUCCAUGUCUCAAUAUGAAAAUGUUGUAGUCAAGAUGAUGAAUUCAGAAAGGAGUGACAAAAUUUGUAUAGAAAGUAAGCAAGAUGAGGUGUUUAAAGUAAGCAAGAUGAGGUGUCUUCUUGUUGAGUUGAAUAAUUAGGGAGAAUUGUCAGCCUCAGGUGGUAAUAAUAAAAGAAUGUCUGCGGAAAUCAGAAGUACUCGUAUUGUUAGUGGAUAUGGCUGUGCAAGGAAAGAAACCGUGAGUUGCAUUGAUUUGGGUAAGAAAAGGGCUGGAAUUUGCUCUGGGAACAUAGGCAACCCAGGAAAAAUUUACUGAAACAAACUCGAAGAAAGAUGUGUUGAGUAUGUUUGUUGAAGCUAGAAAUGUCUUCUGUCAAAAGAAAUUGGACGGAAAUAAGCAAAGUUACUCAAGGGAAGAAAUGGAAGUGCUGAGGUUCGGAAACUCGUAUCAACAGCGUCAGGUAUGGCGAGAGAUAUACACUGGGUUGGGUCCUGUUGUGGCCAAACAAUUUAAUCAAUUGGCAGAGGCUAGGCAGAAUGGUAAGGCCAUCACUGACCAACAACAACAACAGCAACAUCACCAUCCCCUGCCCCAGCCGCAUCACCAACACCCACGACAACAGCAAAAAAAUAACCGAUACCCACUGCAAUUACUGCAACAUCACCAAUACCCACAGAAGCAGCAGCACCAAUACCCAAAGAAACCUCCGCAGCAUCACCAUCAACACCAACUAGCUGGGUUGCACAGAGAGAAUACCUCAAUUCUAGGUGCUGGCACUGCCAUAGAGAGACCAAUCCACUUGCGAAUCAACAUGAAGAAUGCCAGAACAAACUGCUAUGUCCCUUAUGUUCAUUAUAUACCAGUAUACUACUCCAUGAGUCAUUAAACUCAACUGACUAGGCAGAUAUCACCACAUCCCAGUACAUGUACAUGUUAUGCUUACUGUUAAGCCAUAUUCAUCUGACUUGUGAAGAAGAUAUUAUAUGUUUCAAUUGUACAUCAUUAAGAAAACCUGACGGGGUGUCAACGAUAGCGAGCUCAUACUCUAUAAAUACAUGUAUUCCUUGUUUGAAUGAAACAAACUUUCUUUUGUU